UUCCUUUCAGCUAGCACGAAUGUCGUUUCCUACAGUCGAUUCGAAACCCUACAAUAUGCCGAGCAGCAAGGAAGUGGACCCUCGUGAAAGCUACGGCGACGAGAAAUUUGAACGCCUCCAAGAAUACUACAGUUACAUGAACGGAAGAAUUAAGGAGCCACACAAUCCUACCGAGCGACAUGAGAUCCUCGAGAGCGCCCAGAAGAAGCUCUUCUCCUUCAUAGACGUCCACAUCAAGGAUCUGAAGAGGUUGCUGUUUGCGACGGACAUGGCUCUUAUGUCUAUGGUGUUACUGAAGUUAAACAAGAAGAUGGACACGUCCGAGGCCAAGAUAAAGUCGACUCAAGCGAAGAUACCGUUCGGAUUAUACACGAGUCCCGAAUUCAAAUGUUUGGACACGUCUUAUUACAUUGCGUCAGCGCACAACCAGGAGGAUGUGCAAAUGAUCCUCUCCAGCGAACGGAAGCCGCAUUGCUACACGUUCAGAGGUGCAUUCGCAUUCGGUGGGUUCUACCAUCGCCAUUCUGAGAACACAUACGUGGGACCGCACGCGGAGCAAUUCGAAACGAAAGAGCUCAGUCAAGGCCUGUACUGUCACACUGACGACAGUUGGAGUGACGCGCAAUGUAUAUACAAGAUAAAUCCGCGCGAGGAAUUCCCCGAAUCCGUCGAAUACGAACCCAAAGUGUCGUACUGGUGCGGCCCGUACAGAUAUUUCAUACCGGCCACUAGUGACGUCCGCUGCGUGUUCUCGAUAUUUUCAAUGAACUUCGUUUUCCGUUUCGGCUACGACGGAGUCACGUACAAAAGCUCGGACCUGUCUUUCAUGUACCAAAACGGCCAAGUGUUCUACACGGACGAGCCCUGGGCCGGGAUGUCGUGCUGGAACUGGGCCUGCAAGUGGCGGCACAACCAGAACAUGCGCUCCAAUGAGUUUUUUGUUAAUUAAAUAAAAUAUGAAAUUA
This is a messenger RNA of Bombyx mori (domestic silkworm), 965 nucleotides long. RefSeq lists its product as uncharacterized. The record is from RefSeq and is a predicted model, not a curated record. Bases 20 to 949 code for a protein of 309 amino acids. NCBI's taxonomy places the organism in Eukaryota, Metazoa, Arthropoda, Insecta, Lepidoptera, Bombycidae. The transcript is spliced from 7 exons.